This is a messenger RNA of Oppia nitens, 1693 nucleotides long. Its product is annotated as ecdysone 20-monooxygenase-like. Gene Ontology annotation, molecular function: iron ion binding; monooxygenase activity; heme binding. The record is from RefSeq and is a predicted model, not a curated record. Lineage: Eukaryota; Metazoa; Arthropoda; Arachnida; Sarcoptiformes; Oppiidae. The coding region runs from base 12 to 1631 and encodes 539 amino acids. The transcript has 3 exons.
AUUACUAAAUUAUGAGCUUAGUUGACAACCAACUGCUGGACAAUAAUGAUGACACUAACGAUGAUUUAGAUGACAAACAACAACAACAGGAGUGGUCACCUAAAGAAUUUCAUACCAUUCCCGGUCCAAAGCCUUCCCUGCCGUUUAUAGGAACGGGAUGGCAGUACCUAAAGUACGUUGGCAGGUAUGAUCUGGGUCGGCUACACGAGGCCAACGAGCACAAGUACUAUACGUACGGACCGAUUGUCAAGGAAGAGUAUCAAUGGAGAAAACCGAUUAUCCAUAUAUACGAUCCGAAAGACUUUGAAGUGGUACUGAAAAAUCAGGGCCGCUGUCCGAUUAGGCCGCCAAACGAUUUUGUGACACACUAUCGGCUAAGAAAUAAGGACCGAUACGCCAAUGUAGGCCUGAGUAAUAUGAUGGGCGACCAAUGGUACAGACAUCGGCAGCUAUUGGCGCCGGCAUUGAUGUCGCUGAAAGCCGUUCACCAGCACAUACCGUCGCAGAAUAAAAUAUGCGACGACUUUCUCGACUAUAUCUGGCAAAUCCGUGACCAGACUAAUGAUGUACUGAUGGACUUAUCCGACGCAACCAACCGAUUGGCAUUGGAGUCAAUCUGUAUGAUGUGUUUGGAUUCGCGGUUACACUGUUUUACCAGCGGCGGCGGCAACGGCGGCGAUGAUGAUGAUGAUGACAACAGUGACGAUGGCCAGCAGCUGAUUGCGGCCACUGGACUACUGUUUGAAAGUUAUAACGAACUAUACUAUGGGCUACCGUUUUGGAAACUAGUGGCCACCAGUUCCUAUCGUAAACUGGAUUCAGCCGAAACUGCUAUCUACGAUAUUGUUAGCAAAUAUAUAGAAAUUGGUUUGAAUAAGAUUCAAGAAAAUAGCGAUUCAAUUGGUAAUAACAACACUGACGCCGAUGACGGCGCCGAUGAUAGACUAGAAGAGUCGCCUAGAAGUAGUGUUUUGCAGACACUAUUGAAAACUGAUGGCCUAACCGAUAGCGAUAUCAAGAUUACGAUAAUUGAUUUUAUUGCCGGCGGUAUAUUCACUGUAUCCAAUACUCUGUGUUUUUUGUUUUAUCAUUUGGCCGCCAAUCCCGACGCCCAGCAACGACUGUACGAAGAGAUUCGGGAUGUUAUGGGCGACAAUAGUGAUGGUAACGAUGAUCUCACAGUCGAUAUGUUGGCACACAUGCCUUACCUGAAGGCCUGUGUCGCCGAAUGUUUUCGACUAACAAAUCCAGUGCCCGGAAUCAUGCGGGUUAUGACCGAACCGACUGUCCUGUCUGGAUAUCACAUCCCAGCAAAUACAGUAGUCUUCUCACAUUUGAUGGUAACGUCGAGACUGAAACAGUAUUUCGAGGAUCCGCUCAGCUAUCGGCCGGAACGAUGGCUGGACACUAACCGAUUGAACCGAUACCAUAGGUUUGCAUCGAUACCGUUCGGGUUCGGCAACCGGAUGUGUACCGGCAAACGGUUUGCCGAAUUGCAACUAUAUCUGACCACUGCUCGGCUGAUCAAACGAUACCAAAUACAGGCUCUUCAGCCGGAAUUGGAUCUGAAAUUUUGUUUUAUUAUAAUACCGUCGCAUAAGGUGUCCUUAAAGCUGAAAAAGAGAGAUUGAUUUUUUGGGUGUUUGGGAUCUGUUUAUUGUGUGGACACACUAUCCGUGUGUGUGUGUGUGUG